GAGAGUAACGCUUUGCAUUGAGCUAGCUCGAAUCGAUUUCCUUUCUUGUAAGAUCUUACCUGUUGUCCCGUCAAAGGGUCGAAAGCCUCCCAAAUGCCUUCGCGUUUUCGACAAAAAUUGUCAACCAUUAGCAAUCGCUACCGCAGCCAUCUCUUAAUCGGCAGCAGUACAUUCAUAUACCCUGAUCUUGGUUCAGCCUCUGCAAUACGUUUGAUAAGCUUUACAACCCGCAGCAGAAGAUCCGCUCUUGAAUUUGACCUAGUGACUUUCGAACUCGGCUCUCUUCCACCCUUUACAGCGCUUUCUUAUACUUGGGGGAGUCCAUUUCCUUCGGACGAGGCACACGAAGUCUGGAAUGAACCGAACCAUCUUGCUUUUUGCAAUCAGCAGCCAAUUGCAAUUCGGAAGAACCUCUACGAUGCCUUGCAACAUAUCAGGACGAGAGAGCAUGAGCCUGCCUGGAUCUGGGUUGAUGCCGUCUGUAUCAAUCAGGCGGACGAUGAAGAACGCACAUCGCAGGUUGAAAUGAUGUCUGACAUCUACGGGACUGCGGAUCUUGUUCUUGCUUGGCUCGGCCCAGAGGACGAAGCUUCACGAAGAGCUCAUAACAUGCUGAACACUUUUGGACGUGGAAUAUUCAAAAUGGCUGCACGGGAGGGCUGGGACAAAGUUGACCAGUACGGCCCGAAGUCGCUGGAGCUGGUCGAGGAGCUGGGACACUGCCUUCCCCAAGACGCAGACUGGUCAGCCUGGAACGAAUUCUUCCAAAGAAAUUGGUUCCGCCGGACUUGGAUCUUACAGGAAGCGUCUCUUGCCAAAAAUCUUCGUCUGGUCAGUGGCCAACAUGUUUUUGUUUUUGACGAGAUCCAUGCUCUUGACGCAUACUCUGAGCAUGCUCCUUGGUGGCCAAUGAAAGCACCUAAUAAUUCUGGGGAAGACUUGCCCUCAGCAGUAAUAAAUCCAAUCGCGCUUACACGCAGUAUGAUUAAUGGGAUGUUGCAGCGAAGUCGAAGUGUUAGAAUACUCGAAGAUCACCACGGUUCAAUCAAUCAAGGCAUGCUGCUCCUUCUUGUUCUUGCUCUUGCUCGGAAAUUGUCUUCCUCAGACCCACGGGAUAAGGUCUAUGGCAACCUAGGCAUAGCGAAAAAGAUCCUCGGAGUAGGUUUCGACGAUGCAGCUCUUCCACCCGACUACAACAUCGCAGUCGCAGAUCUUUACAUUCACACAGCGUCUUACAUUCUAACAACGACCCCGAUUUUAUCGCUGCUCAGUCAUGUAGAGGACGCAGAAACCCCGAAACCUAGCACCUUACCUUCAUGGGUACCAGACUUGACUGUUCGCCAUACUACCGGAAGGCUACGCCUUGGCGACACGGCCAACAUCUUCGAGGACGACAAGCCGUUAUAUAGGGCAUAUAUAAGCGGCUCCUCCCUUAUAGAAACACGGUCUAUAGCGAACAUCAUUCUUUUUGUCAAUGGAUACUGCCUAGGAACCGUCUCAGAAGUUGCCACAGGAGAUUCGCUUUCGACGCCUGAAAAAUUUAUCAGUCAGAUCAACCUCUUAUCCAAGCUUCCCCAUAUGUAUCUCAACGGCCAAAGUACAUUCGAAGCAUACUGGAGAACAUACAUGGGGGACUUCGCUCGAUCGAGGUUGAAAAAUGCCAAUCAAGAAGAUAUCCCCUCGUCCUUCAUUGCCAUGAUCAUCCAUGGCCUCCUCUGUUGGUUCGAUGAUCGCCCUAUAGGAGAUAUGAGGCGACAGCUAGAACUAAUACUCCAGCAUCUUGCAAACAUAGACAGCAACUUUUCACAGCACCUCAGGUCACUUGGAGUGGCUUCCUUGGAUCUUCUGAUCCAAGACAUCCCCGCAUUUGUAUCCUACUGCCUAGAUUGUGAUUCUAGAAAAAACCUCCGGAUCGCUCUGAAAGAAGCCGCAGAAUCUUUAUACCCCUUUUUGAGAUUUGGCCGUCUUCAGUUAUUCCGCACAGAAAACGAGUAUCUUGGUCUUGGCCCCCGGUCUUCUCGUCCAGACGAUCAAGUCUGGGUUUUUGAGCAAGCCAGAGUGCCAUUCAUCCUACGAGCGAUCCCUGAUUCCGAACACUUUCAUCUUGUUGGAGAAUGCUACGUGCACGGUGUCAUGCAAGGCGAGUUGGUGGACAAAAUUAAAUUCAAGAGGAUUGGAUUAGCUUGAUUAUUAAUACCGGGAAUUGCUUGGAAGAGCUGAGAGAAAGUCGUUCAAUCAUUCAAACCCGAUCAGAAUAUGGAGUGUGAAUGUACCUUGGCUCCGUUGGGGUCUCGACUCUUGACGUCAG
This is a messenger RNA of Hyaloscypha bicolor E, 2308 nucleotides long. RefSeq names its product HET-domain-containing protein. NCBI's taxonomy places the organism in Eukaryota, Fungi, Ascomycota, Leotiomycetes, Helotiales, Hyaloscyphaceae. The transcript has a single exon. The record is from RefSeq and is a predicted model, not a curated record. The coding region runs from base 94 to 2187 and encodes 697 amino acids.